AAGGCUGGUCCCUCUCUAAAUAAACUAAUGCUCACCCUUUGACUCUUGGUCAAGAGUCGUCCUGAGCUGACCGUAGCCGCCUUCAGCAGCAUUUUGAGCUCUGCAGGUGAAGCCUCAGGACCAGCUGCCUCCAGGAACCAUGCCGACCGUGGAUGAUAUUCUAGAACAUAUUGGGGAAUUCCACCUUUUCCAGAAACAGACAUUUUUCCUUUUAUCUCUGCUCUCGGGUGCCUUCACCCCUAUCUAUGUGGGCAUUGUCUUCCUGGGCUUCACCCCUGACCACCGCUGCUGGAGUCCUGGGGCGGCCGAGCUGAGCCAGCGAUGCGGCUGGACUCUGGCAGAGGAGACGAACUACACCAUGCCGGGCCUGGGGUCUGCAGGCCAGGCCUCCUACCUCAGCCAGUGUAUGCAGUAUGAGGUGGAUUGGAACCAGAGCGCCCUUGGCUGUGUGGACCCGCUGUCCAGCCUGACUACCAACAGGAGCCACCUGCCCCUGAGCCCCUGCCAGCAUGGCUGGGUGUACGACACUCCCGGCUCCUCAAUCGUCACUGAGUUUAACCUGGUGUGCGCUCGCUCCUGGAUGCUGGACCUGUUUCAGUCAGUAGUGAACGUGGGGUUCUUCAUCGGUGCGAUGGGGAUUGGCUACCUGGCAGACAGGUUUGGCCGAAAGUUCUGCCUCUUGGUCACCAUCCUCAUCAAUGCGACCUCUGGCGUUCUCAUGGCGAUUUCUCCCAACUAUGCCUGGAUGCUGGUGUUUCGCUUUCUCCAAGGGCUGGUCAGCAAAGCAGGCUGGUUAAUUGGCUAUAUCCUGAUUACAGAAUUUGUUGGGCUGCGCUAUCGCAGAACAGUGGGGAUUUUUUACCAAGUCGCCUUCACCAUUGGGCUCCUGAUACUAGCGGGCGUGGCCUAUGUGAUUCCCCGUUGGAGGUGGCUGCAAUUUGCCGUGACUCUGCCGAACUUCUGCUUCCUGCUCUAUUUCUGGUGCAUACCUGAAUCUCCAAGAUGGCUGAUCUCCCAGAACAAAAAUGCAAAAGCCAUGAAGAUAAUUAAGCACAUUGCUAAGAAAAAUGGAAAAUCAGUGCCAGUCUCUGUUCAGAGCCUGCGAGCAGAUGAGGAUGCUGGUGAGAAACUGAGCCCUUCCUUCCUUGACUUGGUCAGAACUCCUCAGAUAAGGAAACACACUUUGAUCUUGAUGUAUAAUUGGUUCACGAGCUCUGUUCUCUACCAGGGCCUCAUCAUGCACAUGGGCCUCGCAGGGGGCAACAUCUACCUGGAUUUCUUUUACUCCGCCCUGGUAGAAUUUCCAGCUGCCUUCAUCAUCAUCCUCACCAUAGACCGGGUUGGUCGCCGCUAUCCCUGGGCUGCGGCAAAUAUGGUGGCAGGAGCAGCCUGCCUAGCUUCGGUUUUUAUCCCCGAUGAUCUACAGGGGCUGAAAAUUGCCAUCGCAUGCUUGGGUAGAAUGGGCAUCACCAUGGCCUAUGAGAUGGUCUGCCUGGUCAACGCUGAGCUCUACCCAACAUACAUCAGGAAUCUUGGUGUCCUUGUCUGUUCCUCCAUGUGUGACAUCGGUGGCAUCGUCACACCUUUCCUGGUCUUCCGUCUGACCGACAUCUGGCUGGAGUUCCCACUGGUGGUAUUUGCUGUGGUUGGCCUUGUCGCUGGGGCUCUCGUGCUGUUGCUACCUGAGACCAAGGGGAAGGCUCUGCCUGAGACCAUUGACGACGCGGAGAACAUGCAGAGUCCCAGAAAAAAAGAAAGAAAAGAGAAUUUACCUCCAAGUCAAGAAAGCAGACCUUCAGCUAAGCUGAAGAGGAAAAGCAAGUGCUGUGGAAGCUGGCUUUGCUCACUCCGAAGCCAGAGGCAGAGCUCCCCUCCCCUCUCAACCUACACAACCCAAGUGCUCUUCCCCAUGAACUCCAUCAGCAGUGAGCUGUAGCCCACACUGUUUGUUGCACUGAUGUGUCAAACUCUACCUACCAGCCAGGGUCUCCCACCUCACUAUGCUCUCAACACUCCCAGGAAACAGCCAUUGGUUUACUGGAUUUGUCUUUUCAUCUUUUCAUUUCUUUAUUUGGUGUCUUUCUCCAUCACAAAAUCAAGCCAAAAUGUACA
Acomys russatus (golden spiny mouse) is the source of this 2112-nucleotide messenger RNA. It is a transcript of the gene Slc22a2, whose product is annotated as solute carrier family 22 member 2. Gene Ontology annotation, cellular component: membrane. The transcript is spliced from 12 exons. Bases 140 to 1936 code for a protein of 598 amino acids. The record is from RefSeq and is a predicted model, not a curated record. Gene Ontology annotation, biological process: transmembrane transport. Lineage: Eukaryota; Metazoa; Chordata; Mammalia; Rodentia; Muridae.